Messenger RNA from Sclerotinia sclerotiorum 1980 UF-70, 699 nucleotides. RefSeq names its product orotate phosphoribosyltransferase. Gene Ontology annotation, biological process: pyrimidine nucleotide biosynthetic process; pyrimidine ribonucleoside biosynthetic process; 'de novo' pyrimidine nucleobase biosynthetic process. The record is from RefSeq and is a predicted model, not a curated record. The transcript has a single exon. NCBI's taxonomy places the organism in Eukaryota, Fungi, Ascomycota, Leotiomycetes, Helotiales, Sclerotiniaceae. Gene Ontology annotation, molecular function: orotate phosphoribosyltransferase activity. Gene Ontology annotation, cellular component: cytoplasm. Bases 1 to 699 code for a protein of 232 amino acids.
AUGUCUACUCUUUCUCCCUACAAAGCGGAAUUCCUCAAAGCCGCAAUCGAUGGCGGGGUUCUCAAAUUCGGCAGCUUCGAAUUAAAAUCGAAACGAAUCUCCCCCUACUUUUUCAACGCCGGCGAUUUCUACCGUGCGGAUCUUCUUCGCGCUAUCUCUACCGCAUAUGCAAAGGCUAUUAUCGAGGCACAGGAUGCAAAGAUACUUGAUUUCGAUAUUGUGUUUGGACCCGCAUACAAGGGUAUUCCUCUGGCGACAGCUACGGUGGAUAAGUUGGCAGAUUUGGACUCAAAGUACAAUACUAUGUGUUAUUCAUUCGAUAGAAAGGAGGCAAAGGAUCAUGGAGAGGGAGGAAAUAUCGUGGGAGCUCCAUUGAAGGGGAAGAGGGUCUUGAUUGUGGACGACGUUGUAACUGCAGGGACUGCGAAGAGAGAGGCAAUUGACAAGAUCCGCAAGGAGGGUGGGAUUGUAGCUGGUAUCUUGGUGGCAUUGGAUCGUAUGGAGAAACUACCUUCCCCAGCUGGAGACGAUAGCGCACCAAUGCCAAGUGCCAUUGGAGAAAUCAGAAAAGAAUAUGGUAUUCCUGUCCUGUCUAUUUUGACAUUGGACGAUAUCAUUGGAGGUCUCAACGGUAUUGCGUCAGAGGAAAACAUCAAGAAUAUGGAAGAAUACAGGGCUAAAUACAAGGCCAGCGAUUAA